This is a messenger RNA of Candoia aspera, 514 nucleotides long. RefSeq names its product bolA family member 2B (gene BOLA2B). Lineage: Eukaryota; Metazoa; Chordata; Lepidosauria; Squamata; Candoiidae. The record is from RefSeq and is a predicted model, not a curated record. Gene Ontology annotation, biological process: intracellular iron ion homeostasis. Bases 68 to 343 code for a protein of 91 amino acids. The transcript has 3 exons. Gene Ontology annotation, cellular component: nucleus; cytosol. Gene Ontology annotation, molecular function: 2 iron, 2 sulfur cluster binding.
GUAACCCAGAGACGGAAAUGAGGGAGUUGGUUAUUCUCUUUCAUUCGGGGUGGCUUUUCUGGGCGUGAUGGAGCCGUCUGGAGUUCUCAGUGCGGAGGUCCUGCGCGAGAGGCUGCUUCAGGGACUUGAGGCCGAGCAUGUGGAGGUGGAAGAUACUACCGCUGGUCGCUGUGCUACAAGCUUCAAAGUCCUGGUAGUUUCUCCACGUUUCCGAGGGAAAGCACUGUUACAGCGACACCGACUAGUCAAUGAAAUCUUAUCUGAAGAGCUGAAACUCAUCCAUGCCUUCGAGCAGAGGACACUGACCCCUGAACAGUGGGCAAAAGAACAAGAAGCUAAGUGAGACAGUCUUCCUCCUUUUCUUCGCUCACAAAAGCAGCAAACAGUCCAGAGACCAAAAACUCCAAGAUGCUAAAGAGAAGCAGCUGUGAACUGAACUGAACAAUGCAGGAAUCACUUCAGUGGGAGCACUAUGACAGUGUGAAAGAGCGUGAAGCAGAAAAUAAAACCGGAA